Messenger RNA from Leptopilina boulardi, 1481 nucleotides. Its product is annotated as origin recognition complex subunit 5-like. The record is from RefSeq and is a predicted model, not a curated record. NCBI's taxonomy places the organism in Eukaryota, Metazoa, Arthropoda, Insecta, Hymenoptera, Figitidae. The coding region runs from base 757 to 1392 and encodes 211 amino acids. The transcript is spliced from 3 exons.
UCAUUUAAUUUUUUUUUUAAAUCUCACUUUAAGUUCAUCUUUAAUUUCUGAAAUCAAUUUAGAAUAAAUUAAUAAUUUAAUUCUGAUGUAAUAAGACAGUUAUCAAUAUAAUUAAUAUUAAAAAAUAUUUAAAAUUUUAUUUUCUUAUUGCUAUUCUUGUAAUUUAUUAUUGCUGGUUGCAGUAUGUCCACUUUUAGUUGCGUUUAUCGUUUUUAUUCUCAUUCGCAGUAAAAAAAUCGACGUCAUUCUUUUUGUUUCAAAAUGAUAAACAUCUUUUUUUACCAUUUCGACAAUGAAACAUAAGAGGAAUUAACUAAAGAAGUUGAAAUUUUAAUUUUUCGAAAACUUUCAGUUUUAUUUUUAAAAAGGUCAACUCAUUAAUUGCAGUCAGUAAGAGCCCAUCAGAAAGUCAGUAGAUUUAAAUUUGAAUUUUCUGUCUCUCUUACUCUUGUACGUUUUCUGCGUGGUGGGAGGAAAAUUUUGCGCGCGAAAUUCAAAAUCCUAUUUUAUUAUUAUAUAUUUCCAAUGUUUAUCGUUAAUCUGCUAGAAGAGAAAUCACCAUUUUAUUAAUUAUUCUGUAUAAUUAUAUUGAUAGUUUGGAUAUUACUAUUAUUUUGUUUAUUAAAUAAAAUUAGAAAUUUUAAUAAAGAGACUAAAUGGAUCAAGUUGUAAUUUGUAUAUAAGAAAUGAUUUUCAUUUGUUUUUAAACUAAUAGUGAAAAAGUUAAAGUUGACAGUUAUUGCAGUUUCAAGCAAAAUGAAUAACUGGGCUUGCAUCAGAUAUUUAAAAUCCUGCAAUGAAUCACAUGAUGAUAAAUCAACAUAUAUUGUCCCUCUAUCAAACGUAGAUAUACAAGGCUAUGAAUUUGAUUCAAAAAAAUCUUACAUGGUUCAAUGCUUCGGGGAUCCAACAACUAUGUGUAAAGCAAUAAUUGUAUUCAUUGCAAAAAAUACUUCAAGAGCAAAUGCCAUCAAUCGAAAAAAUAAGAAAAGAUUAGUGUUUCCAUCACUGGAUCUGAUUGACAAAAAAUCUUCUUCAGAAGGCGAGGAGGAAAGUGAUGAUGAUUAUUUUGCACAAAGAGAAGAGAAGAGGCAAGAAAAAAUUAAAAAACUAAAAGAAAGGUCUAAUCAAGGUGAGCCCAGUGUCAAAAAGACGAAAAAAAAUUAUGACGACGAAGAAUACAAGGAUGAGGAUGAUCUUUCAAGUUCAGAUGAUGAAUAUACUACAGCUGAUGAAAGUGAAGACCAAAAAAUCGAUAUUAAUGAAAAUGAUGAUUAUGACGAUUGUCAUGAAGACAUUCGUGAGAAUGGAAAAUUUGUAGACGAUAAAGACGAUGCUUUUCAUUACGAAUUCGUUAACAACAGUAUAAAAAAGAAAUUACUUCGAAAAUGAAAAUUUUUCUUUUUAGUUUAAAAUAUUUUGCAUUUUAAAAUAUAAUUAAUGUCUUAUAUUUAAAUUAUUUAAAAAUUUUGUUCAACUUA